AGUAUAUAUGGUACAUAUCUCAUUGCCUACCAUUCAUAUCAUCAACACUUCUUCUGUUUUCUAAGAGCCAAAAAUUUUCUCAUCUUCAGUAUUAGUACUCUUUUAGAGCCAAAACAGGAAAUAACAGAAUGAUAAGUGCAAAGAAGCUCAUUAGAAUGGCAAGAAAGUGGAAGAAGAUAGCUUCCAUUGGGAGAAAAAGAAUUUCUUUCCCAAGAAGCAAAGGGACUAUGGACAGGAGCACAUUUAGCCCAUGGUCUGAAGCUGAUAAAGGCCAUUUUGUUGUCUACAGCACCGAUCGAAUCCGCUUUGUGCUUCCAUUAGUGUACCUACAGAAUACCAUCUUCAGAGAACUCUUCAUGAUGUCUGCAGAGGAAUUUGGCUUCUCGAGAAACGGGCCAAUUAUGUUGCCAUGUGACGCAGUUUUCAUCAAGUACAUACUAUCUCUCAUGACAAGAGGUCUAGCUCAUGAUGUUGAGCAAACUUUGCUCUUUUCCAUUAAUAGCAGUUGCUACUCUUUACCUUUUGUACGUCAAGAAAAAACAGGCCAACAAGUAGUUGUUUGUGGGUAGUUCAAAAUGUUCUUUGCCAGAUUAUGUAUAUGAAGCCUCAGCAAGUAGUGUUAAGUUUCACUGUUUUACAA
Rhododendron vialii is the source of this 640-nucleotide messenger RNA. RefSeq names its product auxin-responsive protein SAUR68-like. NCBI's taxonomy places the organism in Eukaryota, Viridiplantae, Streptophyta, Magnoliopsida, Ericales, Ericaceae. The record is from RefSeq and is a predicted model, not a curated record. Gene Ontology annotation, biological process: response to auxin. The coding region runs from base 129 to 569 and encodes 146 amino acids. The transcript has a single exon.